Messenger RNA from Ricinus communis (castor bean), 321 nucleotides. RefSeq names its product glycine-rich cell wall structural protein 2-like. NCBI's taxonomy places the organism in Eukaryota, Viridiplantae, Streptophyta, Magnoliopsida, Malpighiales, Euphorbiaceae. The transcript is spliced from 2 exons. The record is from RefSeq and is a predicted model, not a curated record. The coding region runs from base 1 to 321 and encodes 106 amino acids.
AUGGGAGGUGCGGCGAUGUGUUCUAAAGAAGAAGACACUGUGUUCAAAUUGUUAGAUUUAAGUUCUCGAUCAAGUUCAAGCUCGAGCUCAGCUUCAUCCUCCUCCUAUUCAAGUUCUGGGUCAGAUGCAGGAUCAUAUGCUGGGUCUUCUGUAGAAUCACGGGCAAGGUCAGGUUCUGGUGGAGGCCAAGGACGUGGGUCGGGAAAAAGCCAGGGCCGUGGCUAUGGUGGUGGUCCUGGAGGUGGUGGGGAAUCAGGUGGAGGAAAUGGGUCAGGGCAAGGUGAAGGGUAUGGUGAAGGUUAUGGCAGCUACCAAAUUUAA